AUGGCCUAUCCCAUCCAGCCCCCACGGCCCAGCCUCGACAGCGCCAUAGCCAGCAGCGACGACCUCGACGACGCAGACACCGCCGAAAGCAUCGAGAACAAGCUCGCUAUCGAGCGGAGGGUCCAAUAUGGUGCAGAGAAGAUGCUCGAUGUCAUUGAGAAAAAGGGCGGCUCGGACAGCGGAGAUCAAGCAAAAGUCAAAGCAAACAUCACGUCGCAGCUGGAAGCUGCCAACCUCCAUAUCAAAGCUUUGGAGACCAAACUGGAGAAACUUCGAGGUACCCCACAACGAGCCCGACGUCGCCAACAGCCACGCCUGAAUGGAUAUCCAUCCUCAAACUCCCUGAAUCCUCUAUCCUCCUCCAUCUCGUCCUCGGCUCUUGCUUCAGCGCAGCGUCCCCGUGCUGUCAGACAACAUUCCAACCUUACUCCCAAUAGGGAACGCGAAGACUCUUCUCCUGGUGGUUAUUUCACGCAAACGACCCCAUCUCGCGGUCUCCCGAGCCAUCCUACCUCGUCGACGUUGGCUAGCUCGAGUGGAAGUGCGAGUGCGAGUAGGCCUCGAAGUCGUAGCGCAGGAGAGGAUGUAUUAUGGGGCGAUGAGUCGUCUUGGGGUCAAAGCUCGGGGAGGUUGGUGGAGGAUGAGACCACUGCUGUACUGCUUGACAGCUUUAGAAUGUUGUUGAUGCGUUUGAGGGAGAUUGGGAGGAGUAAGGGAAAGGAGAACGAGAACAAAGGGCUGGAUGAGAGUUGUGCGGUGCUCAUCAAACUGGGAGACCUUUUGAAACGCUCUGAAGCGUUGAGACGGAGUGUUGAGGUGGAAGAUACGAUUCAGCACGUUCUCCCUUCUCUAUGCGACACUUCCACCACUAAACGCCGUGCGGCCGGCUAUCGCGUACUGCGCUACAUCCUCACUCGUCGCUCUUGGGCCAACAUGCUAUCCUCCGGCCUCGAAUGGCUCCUCAUCCGCACCUUCACCCGUGACGCUAAGGCUGUACAUGAAAGAGAACAAGCCCUCCGCCUGGUGCGAGAUGCCAUGGUAAUGCCUGUCAUACUACCAGAACCUGAAAGAAUGGACUCGUCGCCGAUGAGGAAAAGAUCGCAUUCACGAUCGAGUCAGGCGAGAGAGGGAUUUCACGGGGGCAUGGGACCGCUGGUCGAGGAGGGGCCUUUCACCAAAGUAUCGGGUGACAAGGUGUCACUGACGGAUGGGCUAGUGCGGGCUAUAGUGAGCGUGGCGGAGAAUCCGGACGAUGCCAUGCGGACUGUGUGCAUGGAGACGCUGGUCGAGAUUGGCUUACUUGAUCUGAGAUGCCUGGUAAGAUCCCAGGCUUUCCGCACAGUCCUCCUCACCUUCAAAGACGGUCCCAUGGAGCUUGGCCCAGCCAUCACGGGUCUCCUCGUGCACUCUAUCAACAGUCCCUCUACGCGGCAGCUGCUGUUGCCUGGCUCUGAUCUUGAGGCAGUACUCGUAGGACUGACAGAAGCAUACGGCAAGAUUCCUACAAGACUGCAUAAUAAACAUUUGGAGAGUUUGCAGCAGUGCGUAGCGAAUAUCACAAUGUUGCUUGGAUCCUGGCCUGGUCUCAUAUACAUGUGCCAUGAUGAUCGGAGAGCAAUCAAAAGCUUGAUCAGCUCCCUGCACGUGCCGAAUGCUGAAAUGCGAGAUGCUCUAAUCAACCUCUUUUUCCAAGCUCUUCGCAUAAAGAUGCCGAAACAUAUGGACGCCUUCCUGGAUGGGAAGCGACUAACCGUUUACAACCGUACGCAAGAGGCUACGAGCCAACAGCUCUUGGACGGUGCCAACGAAGAAGAAGAGGCCCGUACUCUUACACUUGUCGACCACUUUGUGGCGAUGUUGCUCACGAUCUGUAUCGAAUCUGGGCUUCUUGAGGCUCUGAUAGCGGUUAUCGAAGAAGGAAACUCGACAUUGAACCGAAAAGCAACACUGCUGCUAGGCGAGGUGCUACAGAUGGCCAACAGGGUACUGCCCAUGCAAUUUGCAGCUCAACUUCAGGCAAGACGACUUCCAAUGUCUUUACCUCAACUGUUUGCCGAAGCAACAGACUUUGCCAAUCCGAGCGAGCGCAUAGCAGCUUUAUCGGCACUCUCAUCCAUCGACAGCCUUACACGUAACCAGACGAGAGCAGUCAAGCGAGCCGCGGCAGAUAAGACUACAGUGUCGUCGUUACAGCAAGAUUCGCUCAUGAGAGGACAGAGGCAGGUUCAACAGGUCAAGCUUCGGCUGGGCUUGCAAAUCGAAGACAAACAAUUCCAGCAAAUGAUUGUUGAUUCCGGACUAUUGCUUCAUCGCGAGCACACGAAAUGGAAUUAUGAAGUCAUCAUGGACCUGAUCGAAGGCCCUUUGAUGAACCCCAAAAGAAUGGACGAAGCCAUCCGAGCAACCAAGUUUAUCAGGCGACUGCUCUCUUUCUUCCAUCCGUACAACAAUCGUUUUUCCACCGUCAAACGCACCAGACCAAAUUACAAAUGGGUCAAGCUGGGUUGUUCUCUGAUUUCUACAAUGUUGAGCACCUCGGAAGGGCUCAGAUACCUGAUGGAAGACAAGCUUCUGAGGCAACUUCUUGAUUGCUUCAACGAGCUCGAUCAGUAUGUUGGCCAGCCUACAGCUCAACCACUCUUUUCUAAGGACAGGAUUGAGAACACCUUGACGUAUGGGUACUUCGAGAUGAUAGGGACCAUGAGCAAGCACUGGGACGGUAUGCGACUGAUGGAGAAAUUCAAGUUUUUCACCUGUUUCUAUCACCUGAGUGAGCAGCGGAGCCGUGACGACAUUAUCAGGAUCAUCAUCGAGUGUUUCGACUACACUCUUGAUGGCCAUCCGAGAAUUGUCCUAUCAAAAGCUCUCACAUCUUCCUACAUGGAAACUCGUCUCUAUGCCACCCAUCACCUUGGCCGCCUCUUGCACGAGCAUCCUUUUCUGAUGGAUUGGGGUCUCCAGUUGAUGAUCACUCAGCUGUAUGACACAAGCAUGGAGGUUUGCGAUGUGGCGGUCAUGUAUUUGGAAGAGGCCUGUACUGAGUCACAGUGCUUGGAGAAGGUUGUCGCGCUGAGGCCCACUCUCGAGCAUUUGGGAGACGUUGGACAUCCGUUGUUUAUGCGGUUUGUAUCGACCAGUGUUGGUUUCCAGUACCUCAGCCAGGCUCAAUAUAUCGAGCGAGAGCUUGACAGCUGGCUUACUGAGCGUAAUAUAUUGUAUGUCAUCGAAGCCGAAACAUUCGUCUCGAAGACCAUCCGCCCCUGGUCAAGUGAUCUGGUGGAAGACUACUGGGAGUAUGAUGGUCUCGCCCCCACGCACUUUUUGGGCGAGCUCACGAAGACUCCUGACGGCUGCGAGUUGCUCAAGAGUCGUGGUAUCGUGGCAGAGUUUGCUGAGAUCGUCAGGCUACAUGGGAUGGAAGACGAUGAUGCGUCCGUCCUGAGAGAUUUGAAAAGUGCCCUGUGGGCAUUGGGAAACAUCGGCUCUACUGAAGGUGGUCUACCAUUUUUGGAGGACGAAGAGAUCAUCGAAGACAUAGUCGAAGUCGCUGAGCACUCUGCGGUGCUGACUAUUCGAGGGACUUGCUUCUUUGCCAUUGGUUUGAUCUCUUCCACUCGUAUGGGGGCGGAGAUCCUGGAAGAAUUUGGCUGGAUCGCAACCCGCACUCCUCUAGGGCAUACAACAGGGCUCUGUCUGCCCAACGACGUGUCCCGCUUCGUGAAUAUUGAUCCCUGGACUCCUCCAGACUUGCGCGAAGCGCCCCUCCCUUUACCGAAGCUUCACGGCGUCGAAAAAGAGAUCAUCAUCUCUAUAUCGAAAUUGUCCAACUACGUGCUCGCGGCUGGAGCCAUGAACAAUCUGAAACGCAUUCGGACGCGGCACCCUAGAUAUUUUUCUUCGGUCACCUUGUUCCACCGCGCGCUUCAGACAAUAUCAACCAAUCAUUUCCAAGCGCCAGUCAGACGCUUCAUACUGGAACUGUUUGAGGUCAAGCUCGACAAACAUGAACUGAUACAGCUGGCCGGCCUGGAGAUGAAUAUCUGGAGGACAAGGGAGGGUGAACGCGCCCAAACCAUUGCGUUUGAGGAGCAUGGUAAUGGAACCCCUCCCGAGGAAUACUUGGGAAGCGAGGCGGAGUCCGAAGAGUUCAAGGAAAGGCAAGGGCGGCGUCGCUCCGCGAGCUUGCCUGGCCAAUUCCUCGGACCCUCGUCCCUCACUGAUAACGCGGGAGCGCGGGCACGUGGUAUUACCAUCAGCGACGUCGAACGACAGAGAGUCGAGGAUGCGCAGGCCGCAAGGACGUCUGUUCCAUCUCAAAAGUCAGAGAGAAUGUCGGUCGACAAUGUUGACGAUCAGCUGAAGGAGAAGAAGGUCGGCUGGGUAGAGGCGGCUGAGUCUCUAGAGGAAGUGGAUAGAGAUCAUGAGAGAGCAGCGCCACUUCUGCUAGCCCCUGAAAUACAUAUUGAGCCGGAUAGGAUUGGCAGUGUAAGUGCCAGGGUCGACGGAGAGACGGAGUGCGGGACGAAAAACAGCACGGUGGAUGGCCAAAAUAAAGCCAAGCAGCACGUGCGCGGUUUCUCGGUGGUGCCAGCAGACCUGGUGGGAAGGCCUUCAUCUGUCGUCUCAUGA
Molecule: messenger RNA, 4629 nt
Organism: Cryptococcus wingfieldii CBS 7118
Lineage: Eukaryota; Fungi; Basidiomycota; Tremellomycetes; Tremellales; Cryptococcaceae
Product: sterility protein Ste20
Exons: 23
Coding region: 1-4629 (1542 amino acids)
Biological process (GO): TORC2 signaling
Cellular component (GO): TORC2 complex
Source: RefSeq, a predicted model, not a curated record